AUGAUCAGUCCGUCCCAACUCAGCCUUGGGGCACACGACGCCGCCGUCUCGGCUGCGAAUCCGGUGUUCCGGAUCCUUAGCUCCCUGUGGGGUUUGCUCGCGCCGAAGCGAAUCCGUCUCGAAGAUGACCUGGCAAAGGAGCCCGAAAGGCUGGCCUCUCUUGUCAAGCCCAUCUGUACAGAUAUGCUGGAGGAGCUGAGCUACCCCGGGGUCCCCAAGCUCAAGAGAGAGUCGGUCGAAGCCCUGCUAAAAUACAUGUACAAGAGGGCCGUCGACAUCGGCUACCCCCUCGACACUCCCAUCUCCGCAAAAGCAUUCCGUUUGGGUUACUCACUGGGACUGGCACGUCUCUGUCAUCCCGGUCACCCAACAGAAGUGCAGGGUUUCGUCGGCCUCUUUACAUGGCUCGUGGUCCAGUACGAUGAUAUCGUCGGUCAGAACGAUGAGAUGGCCGAGGCCCAGCUCUUUCAGAAGCGUUUCUUCAACGGCGAGACCCAGCCCAACGCCAUGCUGGAGGGACUGGCAGGCCUCCUUCGGGAAGCCCCUCGCCUGUUCGACCCAGUCAUGGCCAAUCUGCUGCAGAUAUCGACCCUUAAAUUCUUGACUUGCAACCUUCUUGAGCGCCACGACGGUUUCCGAAACAUGCCUGUCACGCGGUCAGGAGUCAAGUUCCCGGACUUUCUCAGAGACCUGUCGGGCAUCAACGUCGCCUACGCUGUCUUCUGCUUCCCCAAGGCGCAGUACCCCGACGUUGGGCAGUACCUGGAAGCCAUCCCUGACAUGGCCAGGUUUAUCGACAUUUCGAACGACGUCAUGUCUUUCUACAAAGAGGAGCUCAGUGGCGACACGAGAAAUUACGUGCACAAUCGCGCGAUGGCGACCGGGAAGCCGGUACUCACCGAGCUUGAGGAGGUCAAGAACGAGGUGGUAGAAGCCGCUAACCGGGCCUCGACAAUCCUCAAGGGGCGUGGCAGAUACGAACAGUCCCUACACGAGAGCGUUCGAGGACUGCUGGCGAUGCACACGGCAAACCCCAGGUACAGGCUAGGAGAUUUGGGCCUGGCCGAAGAGCAUCCCCUGGGCCCCUUCGAGGACCAGAUCGGUGAGCUAUUCGACAGGAUGAAAGCGUGA
Colletotrichum higginsianum IMI 349063 is the source of this 1131-nucleotide messenger RNA. RefSeq names its product longiborneol synthase. Gene Ontology annotation, molecular function: carbon-oxygen lyase activity, acting on phosphates. The transcript has 3 exons. The record is from RefSeq and is a predicted model, not a curated record. NCBI's taxonomy places the organism in Eukaryota, Fungi, Ascomycota, Sordariomycetes, Glomerellales, Glomerellaceae. Bases 1 to 1131 code for a protein of 376 amino acids.